This is a messenger RNA of Mizuhopecten yessoensis (Yesso scallop), 498 nucleotides long. RefSeq lists its product as uncharacterized. The record is from RefSeq and is a predicted model, not a curated record. The annotation marks the transcript as partial. NCBI's taxonomy places the organism in Eukaryota, Metazoa, Mollusca, Bivalvia, Pectinida, Pectinidae. The transcript has 5 exons.
ACUGGUUUCAACUUUCGUUUUGCGUUGUUUACAUGGACCAUUUUAACUUUUGUUUUAUUAAGUGGAGUAGCAUGGAUCCGUUGAAGUGUCACGAAUGUGCUGCAACAGGAUUAAUAUCGGCGAUCCGGUUGGACAAAUGCUAUCACAUUUUCUGUAUGAAGUGUGAAAGACGGCUUCCUGUGACAGAGCAAAUACACAAAAGCCAGCAUUUUCGAAAUUGUUACAAAUGCAGCGUUUGUGGUUUAUAUUGUCAAUUAGACUCUACAACACAGCUAAAGAAUCAAGAAUUGCAACGGUCUCGAGGUUUAAACGUGCCAGAUAGUCGUCGGAGAAGGGAAGACCACUCUUCAACCACACAUGGAAAAUUACCUUCUCAUCCUGAACCUGCCUACUGGACUCCUAAUGACACUGUCCAGAACAAGAGGAUCGAAGAGAAAGACCGGCGGAUGAUGGCAACCAUGAAAACAUCUUCAAAAUCCAAUGAUGACUCGUAUCGCU